Molecule: messenger RNA, 3423 nt
Organism: Malurus melanocephalus (red-backed fairy wren)
Lineage: Eukaryota; Metazoa; Chordata; Aves; Passeriformes; Maluridae
Gene: AKAP7
Product: A-kinase anchoring protein 7
Cellular component (GO): cytosol
Molecular function (GO): protein kinase A regulatory subunit binding
Source: RefSeq, a predicted model, not a curated record
CCCUCUCACACACUUUUUCCUUUCAUUUUCUCUCUCAGUUCCAGUUCCAGGUCUUCCAAUACAGCAGGACCAACGCAGGAUCUGAGGAUUGGUGAUAUUCUUUGUUCUCUCUCUCCAUUUUUCUUUCUUUAUUUCUCUCCCCCCUUGCUUUGCCUGGGCAAAAUGCGGCUGCUAUAUUCUAACCCCCCCCAUACUGAACUUUGCUGUGGGUGUGGGGAGCUUGUGGAAGUGUGCUGUGGCUUCUGGGCCAGCACCUUUAAGAAAUUUGUUUUCCAAGUUCAGAAUGUAAUGAAGUAUAUGGUAUAAAAUUAAGGACUUGUUAGCCACCAUGUUUGUGGAAAUGUAUUUUAAGAAUUUAAGAGCUUGUUAACCAAACUUGAGACUAAACAGUGGGCUGGUUGCCGUAAUUAAAAAUGCAAGAGUUCCCUGUCUUUGUUCAGCUUGGUGAGAMUUUACAACUAACAUCACCCCACUACCGAUGGGCUGUGACACCAUCCUUACUCUAUUUAAAAAUGAAAGUAGGAACCUUUAUACGCAUGUACACCAUCUGCUCCCUUAGAUCUGGUUUACAUGAGAGGCCAAUCUGCAAAAGCACCAGGUGGCAUUUUGCUUGGCUUCUCCCACCAAAUGCCGUGACAGCAUUUGGCUUCCAAGAGGCACCAAGCCUUUAUUAUUUAAGCAGGAAAAGAGCGUCUCCCCUUCCUUCCCUCAGAGAAGCAGCCUCUCCCAYACACAAUUCUUUUUAUCUGUUUCCCCACGGUUCCAGCCACCUUUAUAAUUCUGUGCGCAUACCUUUACAUGAUUUUAUCUUUUUUUUUUUUGCCAGUCAGUCUUGACUUGACUGACGCUAUUCAGCAACCUCAGGGAACAGAAAAUUUCUAUUCGCUAUAUUAUUUAUCACCCUUGAGGCCCAUUCCCAUGUACGGCCGGAGCAGAGCCCUUAGUGCCCGCGGUCGGAGGGCCGGGGGCUGCGUAAAGCAGAGCACAUUCAUAGAARACUGUCUAUUCUCCUCCAGAGCGCUGCUAAACUCCCGUACUCUAAGCUACAGCCGCUUAUUUUGGGGACCGCUACUCCCGCUGGCCGCAGACCCGCCACUCCUCGCUAAGACACGGAGCGAMAGCAGCGCGCUCAAGGGGGAUCGGCCGCCGCGCUCUCCGCCGUGAGGGGCGGCCCCGCCGCGGAGCGCCCGCUGGCGGCAGCUGAGGGGCAGGGCCGGCGCCCGCAAUGCCCGCAAUGCCCGCCAUGCCCGCCGCGGAGCGCGCCGGGAGCUGUAGUUCCGCGGCCGCACGGCCCCGUUCCCCCGCUGCUUCCCCGAGCGGCGCGGCGGCUCCGCCAGACCCGCUCCGGCCCCGCGGCUUCCCGGUGGGCAGCCCCGCUCGCCCAGGCCGGGCAUGCGGCCGCUGCUGCCGCGGCUCCUCCCCGCGCUGUGCUCGGCGGCGGCCCGAGCCCUGCUGGCCGGGCGGGCCGGGUCCAUGGCGCUGCGGCCGGCGGCGGGAGCGGGACGGGCCGGGAGCGAUGCCCGGAGCGCGGCCCCGGAGCACGAUGGGCUGGAAAAUGUACAGCAAAAGAAAAUCUUCAAAGAGAGUAAGGAAGAAACACCACAGGGAGAAGAGCCAUGUGCUACCGAUUCAAUAGACUCUCUAAUGGCAGAAAUGCCAUUUGUGGAUACAGAUAUUGAAGAUGAAUGUGCUAUGCAUGUGACCUCUGAACGAAAUGCUAAGAAGAAAAGAAAGCUGACUACUGGAAGGGAAAUUGAGGAAGGCAUUAAGAGAAAAAAGAAAAAGAAUAAACAGUAUCAGCCAAAUUAUUUCAUUUCUCUCCCAAUUACUAAUCCAAAGAUUACUGGCAGUGUUCAGGCUGUUCAAGAUGCAGUAAUACUAAAGGAUCAAAGGCUUUCCAAAGCAAUGGUUCGCCCUGGCUCAUUGCAUGUCACCAUGUUAGUGAUGCAUUUGUCCAGUAAAGAAGAAAUUGGCAUAGCAGUUGGUGCUCUUUCAGACAGCAAGGUUUUUGUAAACAAUCUCCUGAAAGGAAAAAGAGUGGAUUUGUCUUUUCGAGGAAUUGAUCACUUCGGAAAUCAAGUUGGAUUUGUGAGUUUGGCAGAAAAUGAUCAUACAACRCUGCUUAAGGAAAUAGCAGACACUAUGAAGAAGAUAUUUCAAGAAAAGGGGAUCAUGGCAGGAGAAGAAAGAGCUUUUAAACCACAUCUAACCUUCAUGAAGUUAUCAAAAUCAGCAGAGCUACGUAAGGAGGUGAAAAAGAUUGACUCUAGUCUGUUUGAAGAUUUCAAAAACCAUUAUUUUGGAGAUGAGAUCUUGCAUCGUUUUGAUCUUUGCUCCAUGUUCAAAAAAAAACAACCGAAUGGUUACUACUACUGUGAGUCCUCUGUUGUUUUUGGUGAAAAGCAAGCAGCAGAACCAGACGAUGCAGAGCUGGUGAGCCUCAGCAAAAGGCUGGUGGAGAACGCAGUGCUGAAGGCUGUGCAGCAAUAUUUAGAAGAAACACAAAACAAAAGCAGACAGACUGAUGGAAGCCCUGCAAAAACUGAGGAAGCAGAAAGUGGCAGUAAGAAUGAGGGCGACAAUGAUAACAGCAAGUGAGCGCUGUGCAAAAAGCCUGGGAGCAAAUAUCCCACCAAGAAUAACUACAAAACCACGUCCCAGCUCCCUGCUGAAAUUUGCUAAGUGGUGCUGGAUGUCAGGCACUCUGCUUUGUGAGUCUCUUAUCAAAAGUUUGUUCUGCAUUGAAGGACAUUGUCUACUGGUUUAACAAGUGCUUGCACUGCUGAAAAUCUAUCGAAUGCUGGGAGGGAUGGACAGUGGAAAAAGACAARAGUGGUGAAGCACGCAGCUCCAAUCUUCACUUCUUUUGAUACCAAGAGUUCCUUCCUUGCUUUUGAAGAGAAACUGAACAUUUUGCCUUUGUCUUUUGGAUUGCUGGAUGGCUGUGAAGAGGCCUUGCCAUAAGUGGAAGCGAUGCCCUGCGCCCAAGGGUUUGGCACCGCCGCAGGGCUGCUUGCUCCAUGUGAGAGCACAUGCUGUUUCCUAGUCAACAGCAGUCAAUCCCAAGCUAAAAAUUACCACUACAGAUGCUCAUCACAGAUACUAUUACACAGUAUGURAUAAGGCAGGAGUUUCCCUUAAAUGUGACACUGUACUGUUCUUUACAUUUUGGUAGCAUUUGUUGAUGUAAAUUAUAUUUUUUUKAUGAAAUACCUUUUUAUAAAAGAUCAAUAUGGGCAAAAGACUGAGCACUUACUAUUGUCCAAACUAGAUAUGAUCUCUGUAUCUCUGUACAUUAAUGAUUCUAAAUCACAUGAGUUAUUAUAAAAUGUAUUAUAUUGUUCUUCUCCUCUAGGAAAGAGCCAUGAAGCAGUAGUAAAGGAAGCUUUACACAGAGAAACGCAGGCCCUGUUAUCCAGACUG